AUGCGCUGGGGCAUUCUUUCUGAGGCUUCUCCCGCCCACGAAACCACCGAGGGGUGGAUUUGCAUGCGGGAGAUCAAGAGGUGCCAGCAAGAAUCGAGCGGCAUCAGCUAUGUGCUCAUCCUUGGCAACAAGUAUGGCUUCCGCCCCUUUCCCGCCAAGAUCCCUGAGGAGGAGUUCAAGCUGCUGAAGGACGAGAUGGCCAAGCAAGCCAAGCAAACUGCGUCCACUGUGACCUCAGCUGCACUCAACAAGGCCAUGGAGUACAUGGACGAGUGGUUCGUCCUCAACGAGAACGUCGUGCCGCCGACCCGCGAGCUCAAGCCCGUGAAGAAGGAGCACUCUGAUGCGUGGUGGUCCGACAUCUUCCCCACGUUGCAGACGUGUCUGCGCCAGGCGGCAACGGGAGCUCCUGGGCUGUCUGAUGAGCGACGCGCCCUGUACGUGCAGAGCGUGACGGCGGAGGAGAUUGACAACGGCCUGUUCAAGGUGCAGCCGAAAGAGGCGCGCGACAAGGCGUGCUUCGUCUUUGACCGGCGCCUGGAGGGCAUCGACGUUGCAUCGGACCCAGACACGGCCAAGCUGUUCAUCGACAUGACCAAUGGCGAGGUGGAUGAGGAGGCGCAGCAGCUGCUGGAGCGAUCGCGUGCGGAGGCGGUGCCGGCUGCGCUGUCACCAUCUCGAAUCAAGACCAUGUCCAUCCCAUGGGGACCAGGCAUCGACCUCGCUCGCGGCGCGCUGCUGGCCCUCGCUCGCGGCAUGUUCGGCAUCACCGUUGUCAGGGCUGACACGCUGGAGGCUAUGCAUCGAAUUCAAGCGCCUGCUAACCGAAUCAUGGCAGCGACACCUUCUGGCGACCUCCUCGCUUGCUCCGACUUGCAGCAGCCGUUUGUGGCCGUUUACAGCUUGGAGCAGGUCGAUGUGCAUGCCAAGGCCUUGACUGAUCGAGAGUAUCAACAACAGUCACUGAUUUCCGAGCCACAUGUGGCAAUGCUGGCUGCAGAUGGCGCAAGCGGGGCGGGUGAGACUUUACCUGCAUUUGCUGUUGGACGCGACGACCUUGGCUUUUACGACGCAGCGACGAUGGCGCUUGUACACACUGUUGCGCUCAAGGAGCACCGGGCGAGUGCCCUGAACGUCAAAGCCGUCAGUUCCGACGGGUGGUUCAUCAUUGUUUGGUCCAUGGCGCAGCCAUUUCUCGUUCUCGACGCUGUGCAACGCAAGAUGUACAAGGACGUCAUCACAUUCCGCGAGAUUAAGAAUACUGUGCUGUGCACAACGACCAGCGAUGAUGGUGGCGAUGGUGCGGCUGUUCUUGCCACGUGCGACGGCAACACAAUUGUCAAGUUGUGGAGAUUGCAGCAAGAAGAGCACCCUUACGCGAGUAUCAAGGUGCACAGCGGAUAUGCAUCUUCUGUGUCACUGGUGUGGUUGCCAAAGCAGCAGUUGCUGGCGUCUUGUGCGCAAGAACAGCAUCUCCUGUUGUGGAACCUGGCCGGUGAGCUUGUGCGAGCAACCAACCUCAAGCCUGCGUGGGCAUUUCUGAAGUAUGUUGUCGCUGAAGCUUAUGGUGGCUUGCAGUUUCUCGACGCAAGCACGCUUGAACCCGUGUUUCGCGCAUACGGGCAUGACUUUGGUCUGGAAAUCAAUACGCGGAACAAACGUGUGCGAAUGACGCCCGACGGGCGCUUCUUUGUUUCUUGGGCCAUGGACGAUGCCAUCCUCGUGCAUGACUUCUCGCAUCUGACGUUGUGA
Molecule: messenger RNA, 1752 nt
Organism: Salpingoeca rosetta
Lineage: Eukaryota; Choanoflagellata; Craspedida; Salpingoecidae
Exons: 4
Coding region: 1-1752 (583 amino acids)
Molecular function (GO): protein binding
Source: RefSeq, a predicted model, not a curated record